Molecule: messenger RNA, 1789 nt
Organism: Megalobrama amblycephala (Wuchang bream)
Lineage: Eukaryota; Metazoa; Chordata; Actinopteri; Cypriniformes; Xenocyprididae
Product: class I histocompatibility antigen, Gogo-C*0101/C*0102 alpha chain-like
Exons: 7
Coding region: 505-1572 (355 amino acids)
Biological process (GO): immune response
Cellular component (GO): external side of plasma membrane
Source: RefSeq, a predicted model, not a curated record
ACUCAAAAGGGAACUCUUGUGAUUUCAUUAAAAUAUUUUUGUGGCUUUUGGAACCCCGUUAUUUUGUUAUAGUGUAUAAUUUGCUAAUUUGCACAUAGUCCGUAAUCUCUAGGAGAAAGUGAGUGAUUUUUUAAAAAUGUUUUUUAUUAUUAUUAUUAUGCUUGUGAACAGUAGGAGAUGACAUCAAUGACAUACAACUUUGUAUACAAUACACAAUAUGUAUUCAAGAAUAUAUAAAAAUAUCAUCAGAACAAAUAGGAAAUUAAAAGCAAAACGUUAAUGAUUGAUAAGAAAUAUAAUAAGAAAAGCUAGUAAAAAACACAUGAGGGUAAGAUAUUCAUUUAUUGUGGCGUCGACGGCACAUUGGACCCGCCAUAAGUGCAUAAAACACACCCCAUAGAAGACUGAUUCUGCAUCGACUUGUGAUCGUGUUAUGUAGGGUUACGCAUGUACAUGCGCUUAUUUUGUUUUUACAGACAUCACCUGGAUUCAUUAAUUUAGAGAAUGCUCAAGCUUGCGUAUCUGUUGUCAUGCUUGACAGUUGUCAAUGCAGGUUCUCACUCACUGAUGGUUUUGGCAACAUAUAUAGCUGGACAGACACCAUUUCCUGAGUUCAGUGCUGUGGUGAUGUUGGAUGAUUUGCAAAUAAUGUAUUAUGACUCAAACACAUGGAAAGUUGUCCAUCGCACUAACAGUGAUUCAAAAUACUAUGAUGAAGAGCAAAGUGAUGCUGGUGUUGUAUUUCAAGACAUGUAUAAUGGCUUGAAAACACGUGAUUUUUAUGUUAAGAAACACCUAAAUCACACAGAUGGUGUACAUAUUUAUCAGAGAAUUACUGGAUGUGAACUGUUGAAUAAUGAUAAACCAGGUCCAAUUCAUUUGUGGGAUGCUUUUGAUAGUCAAAAUAUGGAGGAGUUCACAUAUGACCUGGAAAAAAACGUGAUCCAGGUGAAAAAGCCAUGGAUGCCGUGGGACCAAGUGAAAUGGCUUCAUUUGAACUUUUUAAAUGAAAAUGUUUAUCAUCCUAUUUGCAUUAAAGUUUUGCGGAGGUACCUGAAUAUGGAAAAGAACAAUGUGAUGAGAAAAGUGAAACCCAGAGUCAGACUCAUGAAGAAGACACUCACAGACUCUCAAGGGCUUCAGAUCAGCUGUCUGGCCACUGGUUUUUACCCCCGUCACAUUAACCUGACUCUGUUCAGAGAUGAUCAGCCUGUGGAUGAUGAUCAGAUCACAGGAGGAGAGAUUCUGCCCAACGGAGACAGAACUUACCAGAUGAGGAAGAGUUUGGUGAUCAGCACAGAAGAACAACGUGAAGGACACAAAUACAACUGUACAAUGAAGCACCUCAAUCUGGACAACAAAUUGGACAUUAGAUUUGAUGUGGAUGAAUUUGACCCAGGAUCCUUCAGUCUGUCUGUAGUUAUCAGUGUGCUGGUGUUAAUGUGUGUGGCUGUUCUCAUCAUAAUUGCACUCAUUAUAUGGAGGAAAAAGAGAUGUUCGGCUGGACGAGGCUCUGAGACGUCAAAGAGUGAUUACUCCCUUACUCCAUCAUCCACGCAAGAUGAAUCAUGAGUCAAAACAGGCCUAUAUUAAAUUGAAAUUUGAUUAAAAUGACAAAGGAAUGUAAUAUAGUUACACUACAAUAACAGAUAGUGUACAGUAUAUGCAACAUAGAAAUUAAAACAGCAGUGCAUUAUUUGUUGUUACAACUAAGUUUUCUAUGCAGUAUGUUGUUCCAUUCUACUGUCUGUAUAUUUAAAUAUGUAACAUGUAAAUAACUCUACCUGCU